CACAAAUCUACUUCACAUUAUAAAUGUAAUCAACAAUCUAUUGUGGUGACGCUCAAACAAUCAUUGUGAUGAUAAAAAAAUAUUAUCAUUUGAAAAUUUGUAAAUCAGUUUAAAAUUACUUCGCAAUAUGGCGAAACAUUAUUGUUUGUCUAUUGUUUUGUUUAUAAGUUUGACGCGAAUACGAGACGUGAGCUCUGAUAUAUUGUGCGAUGCUGAAUUUUGCCCCAAAUUCAUCGAGGAACAGGGUUGCUCGAACACGUCACCAAACUGCGGCAUCAACAAUGCCACCCACUCUGGCUUGAGUCUGCCAUCGCCAACCCUGUGCAACUGCUGCGACUUCUGCCUGCCUUUGAUUGGUGAAGGAGAGCACUGUAGUGUUGGCGGUCCAGGGUUAGGAACGACUAUAGGCAGAUGCGGCCAUGGACUCACCUGCGUUAGAAGCGAUGACGGGAACAUAUGCAAGCGAAUGGACACUCCUUGCCACAGAGCACAGGACGAUUACGACCUUCGUCACUCCAAGGGGGAGACUGGAGCUCUCGAGGAGCGGCCAUCUUGCGACGGCAAAGGAAUGUACGCGAGUUUCUCUUGUGUGCCCACGCAGACGUGUUUCUGUCAGUCGGAGGAGGGUAAAAGGAUUUUCGGGGAAGUAUUGUAUUCAGGACAAUCUGUUAAAAAUGUCAUGCACUGUGGUUGCUCCAGAUUUCACGAGAAAAUCACGAAAUCCCUGAGAGACAGUGCGAGGUACCCAAUCAUAGGACCACGGUGUACUGCGGACGGGAAUUACAAUCCUAUACAAUGUAUCGAUAAGGUCUGUAAUUGCGUGGACCGCGUCACCGGAGAGAUAAUAGAAGGUACCGAAGGAAGACGGAGAAGGAUUGAUCUGGACGAACAACCUUUGACGGAUUUGGAAUGUUACGACCCCCAAUAUGACUUGUUCCCGCAACAAAGCGUGGGCACGCCUCCUUUCAAUUACACCACGCCUUGUCUAAACAAUAUCCAGGCUAGAGUGGAGCUGGUGAGAGAAAGCGAAGAGUUGGGAUACAACGUGAACCACGCGAGCGACUGGCCUGUGUGCUUACCCGACGGCACUUUCGGGAGAGUAACCUUGACUAGAAACAGAUCGAGAAUCUGCGUAGACGAACGCGGCCGUCAGAUUGAGGACUACGAAGCUUUUGGAAACACCGAUGAAUACGACUCUAUGGACUGCAAAUGCGCUCAGACCUCUUUGCUGAUGACUUCGUCGACUGAACGUCCGGUAUGCUGUAAGAAUGGCAACUUCAGAAGGAUUCAAUGCAGGCGUGGAGUAUGCAGAUGUGUCGAUUCUGAUGGUCGGCAGAUGGGCAGGGAAGCAGCUGAUGUCACUCGGUUGCCUUGCUACACCGCAAACUGGAGAACUUGUUGAUGUUGCAACGUAGAAGAGUCCUAUUCAAAAAAUUAUCAAGAAUAAUGUUGUUGCAAUAAUAAUACUAUAUAAUAUUGUUUAAUUUAUUAUUCGAAGUCCAAUAAAUAAUCUACUUUUAUUUUGAAAUAUAAUUAAAGCCUCAUACUCAUUUUCUCUCUCC
This is a messenger RNA of Chilo suppressalis (striped riceborer), 1562 nucleotides long. Lineage: Eukaryota; Metazoa; Arthropoda; Insecta; Lepidoptera; Crambidae. The record is from the annotation of a GenBank genome assembly.